AUGUCGAAGGAGCUAUGGAGUUGGAGGUAUCUUUCUAAGAAUAAUGUGAAGGGCGGUGGAGGAGAGGAAGUGAGGGUUGAGGAGAGAGAAUUAGAAGUGGAGAACAGAGAGAAGGAGGUUGAGGAUCGGCAGCUGACGGUGGAUAAAAGGAAACUAAAAGUGGAGGAGAGGGAAAUAGGGGUGGAGAUGAGAGAAAAAGAGGUUGAGGACCGGCAGCUGGCGUUAGCACCAGAUCCAGCAAAGUUUGCUCUUGAUGUGAUUCAAAGUUUCUAUGAGCUGCUUGAGUCAGAAAGUGUGUCAAGACAAACUUAUUCACGUAGUUGCAUAGUUCUGUCAGUAGCAUUGCUGGAAAAUGCUACUGUCACACAACGUUUAAAAGAUGACGCGAUGAAGUUCAGUAUCACGUGGAGAGGUCUUUCGGCUAAGAGGGGUUAUACUCAUUUUAUGGAGAUCUAUUCUUUCUUGCUCUUCUUAGCCUCAUAUAAGUUAGGAGAGUUAUAUGAUAAAGAUCAACUACUUUCACUCUUGGGGACCCUUUAUAUUGAAACCGAGGUUCGUCUUCCUGGACAAGACUACCUUUGGUGCCAGAUGUUGGGAUCGAGAAAGGAAAUUCCAGGUCAUAUUCAAUCUCUUAUUAAGAGGGAGGAGCAUAUUACAGCAGUUGCCUUUAUUUGUAUAUUUAGGAUGGAGGAUACUUUUCCACCAGUUCCUCUACUGAAAGCCUGUUUGGAGGGAAUUCAGAAGAGAGCGUGUGAAAUGGUCAAGCAAGGCAGUGAUGCAACAGCUCAGAAUGAUGCUGUCAACAUGGAACUGUCUUCUCUCAAAGGUGUACUUAAAUGCAUUUCCAAGUUCAAGCUUGAAUCCAGCCUUUCACCCACUCCUCUGGAGUUGCGCGUAAAGCAGUUAGAGAAGGAGAAGGAAAGAAACACUGAUGCUGAAAGCACAUUGUCGACUGCAGAAGAUAAUCUUUCAAACUCGGAAAAGAAGGGAGUUUCUCUUCCUGGCAUUGAUCACUCACAUUUGGUGAUUCGGAACAAACAUGCUUUGAACUCCAUGGAGUCCAAAAACAAAGGAAAGCGUCUUAAGGUCGAUGCUAAUUGUGGAGAAUCCUACAAGUGA
Messenger RNA from Spinacia oleracea (spinach), 1119 nucleotides. RefSeq names its product FRIGIDA-like protein 4a. The record is from RefSeq and is a predicted model, not a curated record. The transcript is spliced from 4 exons. Lineage: Eukaryota; Viridiplantae; Streptophyta; Magnoliopsida; Caryophyllales; Amaranthaceae. The coding region runs from base 1 to 1119 and encodes 372 amino acids.